AUGCGGCGGCGCCUCGCGCCGGCGCUGCUCCUCGCCGCCGCGCUGCUGCUGGCGGCGCGCCGGGGCCCGGCUGUGAUCGCGGCAGAUUGUCCCUUGGAUUUGAGUUGGCCCAACUACGGACUGAUAGCUUCAGUGUGCUCGGACCAAAAUGGACACUCAAAGUGUUGCCGCUACAUCAAUGCUGUUCUUGCGGUCUCAUCUGCCAUGUAUGCAAACACAACAGGCACUCUUGGGGUUCCAGCUCAAUUUUCUGAUGCCUGCAUUGCCAAUAUCUCUGAUACAUUGGUGUCGAAGGGGAUACUGCCCACUGCCGCUUCGUUUUGUGGCCUUGGGAUCAAAAUUCAAGUGUCCUAUCAGUGUGUUGGGAUGACCACCAUCCAUGAGAUGUUGCAGUCUCCGAAUUUCAGCGAUGUCACAAGAAGCUGUGAAACUACACUUUCGGAUGAUAUCACUUGCAAGAGGUGCUUAAACUCUGGUCUGUCGUACCUCCGCCAUCUUGUUGGGGAACAAGAUAAUGUCACGUUGAAUACCUGCCGUGAUGCUGCUUUUGUUGCAUUUGUGAGUCAAGGGAAUAUAUCUACCGUUGAUACGGCUGGUUGCUUUUUUAGCGUUCAGGGGCUUAGUUCUCUUCAAGCGCCGAGUAAACACCUGUUACCAUGGAAAAAUAGGGUCCAAAUUGUCAUCGAUGUUGCUAAUGCUUUGGAGUACCUUCAUUUUUAUUGUGAUCCUCCACUAUACCAUGGAGACGUUAAGCCUAGCAAUGUCUUCUUGGACAAGAAUUACCUUGCAAAGCUUGCUGGUUGUGGUCUUGCGCACCACUCUAGUAGUGGCAAUACAACUCCCAGUCGCACCCCAGUAAAUGUCAAGAUCCAAGCAACUCCUGGCUACGUAGACCCCGAGUACAUGGUGACCCAGGAGGUGACCACGAAGAGCGACGUGUACAGCUACGGCGUGCUGUUGCUGGAGCUGGUCACGGGGAAGCCGGUGAUCCAGGACAACAAGAGCCUCGUGGAAUGGUCCCGCGAGCUCAUCGGCACGGACUACCGGCUCCACGAGCUGGUCGACCCGUCGGUGGCGGACGCGUUCGACCUGGACGAGCUGCAGGUGGUGGCGGACGUGAUCCACUGGUGCACGCACCGGGACGGCGCGGCGCGGCCGUCCAUGAAGCAGGUGCUCCGCAUCCUGUACGAGCGGCUGGACCCGCUGUCCGGCCGGUUCGCGUGCGCCGCGGAGGGCGAGGAGGGGUACUACUACUGCCACGGCGGCGGGCGGGUGAAGGGGAAGCAGGCAGGCGGCGACUUGACCCAGUUCAGCGGCGACACGGCGCGGUCGUGGCUGCCGUCGUCGAGCAGCACGUCCAGGUCGCACUGCAGCCGCAGCGUGCUGCUGGAGUGCAACUCGCCCGAGCCGGAGUCGUCCCCGGCCCACGGCCACGCCGCGUUCUUGGCCUGA
Miscanthus lutarioriparius is the source of this 1452-nucleotide messenger RNA. The record is from the annotation of a GenBank genome assembly. NCBI's taxonomy places the organism in Eukaryota, Viridiplantae, Streptophyta, Magnoliopsida, Poales, Poaceae.